Messenger RNA from Exophiala aquamarina CBS 119918, 1776 nucleotides. RefSeq lists its product as uncharacterized. Lineage: Eukaryota; Fungi; Ascomycota; Eurotiomycetes; Chaetothyriales; Herpotrichiellaceae. The record is from RefSeq and is a predicted model, not a curated record. Gene Ontology annotation, molecular function: oxidoreductase activity, acting on CH-OH group of donors; flavin adenine dinucleotide binding. The transcript has 2 exons. The coding region runs from base 1 to 1776 and encodes 591 amino acids.
AUGGGUUCCUACUCCGACAAUUAUGACUUUAUCGUGGUUGGUGGAGGUAACAGUGGCGCAGUUGUCGCCUCGAGAAUCGCAAAUUCGGAAAGCCAUCCGACUGUUUUGCUGAUUGAGGCAGGAGGAGAGAACAAGAGCGACGAACUGUACGUUCCAAGUGACAGAUUCAAGAGCGUCUAUCGCCAUCCCGAGAUUCGAGUUGAGUAUAAAACGACACCCCAGAAACACCUUGGCGGUCGAGUCUUGGAUUACCUUCGUGGGAAAGGUCUUGGAGGCUCCAGUGUUGCAAACUUUAUGGGCUACAUUCGGGGAUCCGCUUCAGAUUAUAACACAUGGGCUGAGAUUGUUGGUGAUGAAGCUUACAAGUGGGGAAACGUUCUUCAGCGUUAUAAAGAGAUCGAAAACCUUUCUUUCGAGGAUGACAAUGAUGAAAAUCAAUGGGUGAAGCUGGAUGAGACUGCACACAGUCAUGACGGACCCCUUGGUUUAGAACUUUUCGCCCGAAAACAAUGGCCACUAGGGGGAGACCUAUUGAUGCGAGCUUCUCUGAACUUUGGUUGGCCUCUCAACCGAGAUCAGAAUUCUGGAGAUCCAGUCGGAGUCGGAGUCGUGACUACAACAACAUACAAAGGGUCCAGGACCACAAGUUCGACUGCAUUCCUGAAUGCUCGGCCUUCCAACCUGACCAUUUGGACAAACGCAGUAGCACGAAGAAUUAUACUGGAAACAAGUCCUGGAGAGAGCAUGCCGCAUGCAGCAGGGAUUAUCUUGGCUAACGGACAAGAAAUCCGGGCGAGAAAGGAGACUAUAUUGUCCGUAGGAAGUAUCGAUACACCGAAGAUUCUCCUGCUCAGCGGUAUCGGCCCCGAAGAAGAGCUUCAGGCUCUAGGCAUUCCAUGUCUGGUCAAUAGCCCGAGGGUAGGGAAAGAUCUUAUUGACCACAAUUAUAUUGCGAUGCGAUGGGGCUGCUCAUCCGACCUAUCAGAUCGUAUUGCUUUUCAAAGCAACCAUGAAGGAGUACUGGCUUCCCGGAAACAGUGGUUACAAGAUCACACCGGCCAUGAUGCGGUUCGAAGCCUUGGCAAUCUAGCUGGAUUUCUAAAGCUUGACCCUGAACGAUACUCCAAGGAAGAGCUGGAGAAGCUUGAACCGACAGCUCAAAGGUGGAUCAACCAAGCAGAUACCCCCCAGUUUGAAGUGUUCCUAGCAGGCGAUGUUCCUAGUGUCUGGGAUAAAACACAUGGGGAGGACGCGAUUGGAAUAUGUGUAAUGCUGAUGAAUCCCCAGUCACGAGGCAGCGUCACUCUUCAGUCGAAGGAUCCCGCCGCCAUGCCUCUGAUUGAUGUGAAUUUCUUAUCCCAUCCAUACGAUAGGAAAACUUUUGUUGAUGCGACUCGAGAAGUACUGAGAUUUGUGAAGUCCGAGACUCUCUCAAAGCACAUCAGGAGCGACUUCCACACUCCCAAAACAGACAGUGAGGAGGAUGUAUUGGAGUUCAUCAGGCGCGAUGUCAUGUCGGUCUUGCAUCCUGUUGGCACUACGAGGAUGGGCGGGCCGGAAGAUCAAACGGCUCCAGUGGAUUCAGACAUGUGUGUCCGUGGAGUUCGGAAUCUGCGUGUGGUCGACCUCAGCGUUUGCCCAAUCAUAACCAGGUAUGCCUCCUUCGAACUGUCUAGGGCGUAUGAACUAACAACGCAAAGUAACCAUACCCAGUCAACAGCAUAUCUGGUAGGCCAAAUAGGAUGGAAGAAGAUUGCUGAGACAUAUGGACUGUAG